AUGGCCGCCGAACGCACAAACGUCUCCAACGACCUGGUCUGGCAGAUCACCCGUAACCAGAACUCUUAUCUGGUUCGCCGUAACACCGGUGGUGGUUCCCAGUUCUCCCGCGACCCCCUGAACCUGGUCAACAAGCACUCUUUCAAGUACUCCGGCUUCGCCAACACCAAGGCCAUUGGUGUCCAGGCCACCGAGAAUGGCGGCGUUGCUGUGACCACCAAGAAGGCUUCCAACCCCAACAAGCCCGCUCAGAACCAGGUCACCGUCACCUACGGCCCCAACGCCGGCACCCGCAAGAUCUACAAGGGUGUUGCCGACAAGACCGCCCAGCACGGUUACCGCGCUGAUCUCCGCGAGGAGGCUGUUGCCCGUGUCUCUGCUGUCCGCCGCUCCCAGAAGGCCAAGAAGGAGACCCCCGCCCGCAAGCCCCGUGGCUCCAAGGCCGAGGUUGCCGAGAAGGCCGAGUAA
Molecule: messenger RNA, 468 nt
Organism: Penicillium waksmanii
Lineage: Eukaryota; Fungi; Ascomycota; Eurotiomycetes; Eurotiales; Aspergillaceae
Exons: 5
Coding region: 1-468 (155 amino acids)
Biological process (GO): translation
Cellular component (GO): ribosome; cytosolic large ribosomal subunit
Molecular function (GO): structural constituent of ribosome
Source: RefSeq, a predicted model, not a curated record